GCUUCCCCGACUUUAGAACUGUGUAGCCUAUCGCCAUGCGCGCCCGGUCUGUUUCGACUAGCGCGUAUGGCGUGUGGCUUCAUCAAGUUCACUUUCAAUCUGGCCGGGCGGUGCCUUCGGCGCUGCAAGGAGAGAACAGCCUCAUCGAUGAGCGGAAACGCAAGGCGGGCCUCGAGGCCUUGCUGCAGAAAGCAGUCCUUGGCCAGGAGCUGGCGGCAGAAGCCGGGAGCCGGUCCUUGAUGAGGUACCCAGAAGGAGAGGCGGUUUCGCUCGAUGAAUCUCAUAUCAAUUUCACGGUCGAUGGCAAAGCCACGCCGUUGAUCCCGCUGCUCCUUGCGGACGUGAUGUACGAGCCGGUCAGGAAGAGAUACGCAUUUUCUUCGAAAGAGUCUGCGAGUCAUGUGGUGCUUGUUGCGCCUCGACCUUGUGCCAACUUGGCGGACAAUCCUGCUGCCUGCUCAAAGGUGUGGCUGUUAUGCGUGGGUACAUGUAAACCGGAGGAGUUGUCCAAUCUUCUGCUCCAGUUCAGCAGACGUGGCGCCCUGCGUUGGGAUGUGAAGCAAUGCUAUAGCAUCUCCAGGAAAUGCCUGGGUUCUGGCGGUCAAGGUGCCGUCUUCACCGGCGCGGCGCGGUCGCCGGCCUCGGCCGCUGGGCAGCUCAUGAAGGAGGACCGAAGGUUGCUGGAUAUGGACGGCAUUCACCGCCUCGACAUGGUGGCCGUCAAGGUGUGGAACUACGAGGCCAACAACCUCAACGCCUUGAGAUCGGAGAUCCGAUUCCUGCAGAAGAUGUGCGGGCACCCCAACGUCAGCACUCUGCUGGGCGUGUUUUGCGAGGCGGGCACGGAGGCGCACCAGAAGCCUCAGUGGGUCACCAUCACGGAGCUCUGCGCCGGCGGCGACUUGUUCGACCUGGUAGCGGACGGAGUCAUCCAGCAGGAGAACGUGAUGCAAGUCAUGGUAGGCAUCUUCUCUGCUUUGAUCCACCUGCAUUGCAAUCGCAUCGUCCACCGCGAUGUGAAAGCAGAGAACGUUGUGCUGCAUGGGGAGCGUGCUGUCCUGGUAGAUUUCGGAAUCGCCUGCAAGCUGGACGACCUGGAGAGCAUGAAGAAGCGCGUGGGCUCUCCGGGCUACGUGGCCCCGGAGAUCAUUCAGGGCAAGCGCUACAACGAAAAGGUGGACAUCUUCGCGGCAGGAAUAAUUAUCUACUUUAUGCUCCGGGGCAAAUUGCCGUUUUCUGCGGAGACUCAUGAUGCAAUGCUUGAGAAGACGGCGAAGUGCGAGGUGUCUUACGACUCCGAGGCCUUUCGGGACAUUUGCCCGGAGCUGAAGCAGAUGAUGAAGAUGACCAUCAGCCGCGACGCGAACCGCCCCAGCGCGUGGCUCUGCUUCGAGGCCUUGUUCGCCAUGGCCUCCCGGGAAGUGAGGACCUCCGAGGCCUUUCAGAUCUCGCGAUCUGCCUUGGUCCACCUGGGAAUCAUCCGCGAGAGCCUUUUGCAGGCCUCGCAGGAUGCAGAGAACCUGACGGAGGACGCUUCGGCCACGGAGGAUUCGGACCCGGCCUCCAUCUCAUCCCUGGCCAUGGUGGAAGAAACCUGCUCCCUGAGGGACACCCAGGGCCGGCGCCCGGCGCGGACCGACAACUCCAUGCGAACUCGAUCCAGCUCCGGUAGUGUGUGGCAGCUGAUUCAGGAGAUACCUGCGGCUGCCGUGCGGGGGUUCCGGAAGAUCUCAAGCAGCGGCUCCUUUACAGCGGUGCGACAGAUGUGCAACGUGGCCGGGGAUUUGCCUAAGGUGGCCCUCUCCUUUGUGACGCCAACCCACUCAGAGGAUGUCUCUGUCGCGUCCUUCGCGGAUGUGACGGACCGCGCAGACACGCUGCUGCAACUCCCAGAGCACGACUCACUGACGCUGUCGAUCCCUUCGGUGGCCAUCCCAACACCGCCUGCCGCAGCACGGCAGAUGCCAGUGCCCAAGCAUCGCCAACGAUACUCUCGUCUUGUGCCACCGGAAGUCGUCCCAUGAAGACUUGAUAGGUGUAGCUUGGUUUGUUUUGGCGCAGGGUCUCACUGAAUUACUCCAGCCUUGGAGAAUGCUUAGGCAACACCGGAGGUUCACUCUUGGGCUUUCUGUUCUUUCUUCUUUUUCUCUGGGC
Molecule: messenger RNA, 2154 nt
Organism: Effrenium voratum
Lineage: Eukaryota; Dinophyceae; Suessiales; Symbiodiniaceae
Source: the annotation of a GenBank genome assembly